AUGAUGCCAGGAGAUACCAAAGAUUACUAUAGCUCAAAUUUAGUUGAUAGAUAUGAAAUUCAUGAUAACACCAUUAUUGAAGUCCUUAGUCCUAAAUCCCUCAACUUUCUAAGGCUAUGUUUGGAUAAUUUAAAAAUAACGGAGCGGAGCGGAACGGAACGGAAUAUAAACUCCAUUCCAUUGUUUGGAUAUUUUACAACGGAGCAGAACUAA
Molecule: messenger RNA, 213 nt
Organism: Lathyrus sativus (Indian pea)
Lineage: Eukaryota; Viridiplantae; Streptophyta; Magnoliopsida; Fabales; Fabaceae
Source: the annotation of a GenBank genome assembly